Messenger RNA from Notodromas monacha, 818 nucleotides. The record is from the annotation of a GenBank genome assembly. NCBI's taxonomy places the organism in Eukaryota, Metazoa, Arthropoda, Ostracoda, Podocopida, Cyprididae.
AUGAAAACCACUCAACCUCGGGUCGCACUUCCUCCUGUUUUCCGGUCACAAAAACCUGCUAAUGCCAAAACGCGCAAGAAAUCAGCAAAUAAACGGCAGUCUUUUAUCAGCAAGUCUAAUACUGCUGCUGACGGAUCAGUUCCCGGAAUUUAUUCACUGAAAGGCUUGUCUCAGCAGCAAGCGAAUUUCGAAAAAGACUUCUUAUUGAGAGGGAUUUAUCAGAAAUAUUCGCAAAGAAUUCCCGCAGGCGAUUUUGGAAAAUCGUCCAAUUGCGAAGAAUCUUCGGCAUCUCCAUCAGCUGCUGAUGAUGAGAAUGACCAGCAAAAGAAGAGAAGGAGAAGUACUUCGACCAAGAAAUCAAACCGGAAAUUGAGCAGAAAACGGCAGCAACGACCAAAGUACCGCUUGACUCACAUUUACGACCAGCUGAACAAUUCCUCGGCUCCCAUCAGACACGACAUGGACAUUGUGUCUCUCAUAAAGGCGAUCACUGAAGAGAAAGAUCGUGCCAAAUAUCAGCAAAACACGGCUUUCAUUCAAUCCUUGUGGCACAACAUUUUGCAGAUACAUCCUGGUCCCCCUGCCCAAGGGCUAAAAUAUCGGAAAAGAGUGACGAGGCGGCCGAACCCGACGCUGUCGCCCGAGGUCAUGGAAAUGCCCUCGGCCAACAGUUCGCCCAAGAACUGAAGGCCUUAAAGCCGGAGCAAUUUGCACUCUCACGCCCCGCUGUGCAACUGAUGUGCUGGGGAUGCAGAAUGUAUAAUCCCUACUGGCUCUGGAGGAAAGAAGAAAAUAAAAAUAAAAAUACAACAUAUAUA